Saccharomyces eubayanus is the source of this 1818-nucleotide messenger RNA. RefSeq names its product Hop1p (gene HOP1). Bases 1 to 1818 code for a protein of 605 amino acids. Gene Ontology annotation, biological process: meiotic recombination checkpoint signaling; homologous chromosome pairing at meiosis; synaptonemal complex assembly. The transcript has a single exon. The record is from RefSeq and is a predicted model, not a curated record. NCBI's taxonomy places the organism in Eukaryota, Fungi, Ascomycota, Saccharomycetes, Saccharomycetales, Saccharomycetaceae. Gene Ontology annotation, cellular component: nucleus. Gene Ontology annotation, molecular function: four-way junction DNA binding.
AUGUCUAACAAACAACUGGUAAAGCCAAAAACGGAGACAAAGACGGAUAUCACCACCGAACAGUCUCAAAAAUUGCUUCAAACAAUGCUAACAAUGUCUUUUGGCUGCUUGGCAUUUCUCAGAGGUUUGUUCCCAGACGAUAUAUUUGUUGAUCAACGAUUCGUCCCAGAGAAAGUUGAGAAAAAUUACAAUAAACAAGCCACAUCUCAAAAUAAUUCCAUCAAAAUCAAAACUUUAAUUAGAGGCAAAUCCAGUCAAGUGGAUCUGUUGUUAGACUGGUUGGAAAAGGGCGUCUUCAAAUCAAUCCGUUUAAAAUGUCUGAAGGCGCUUUCGCUGGGCAUUUUCUUGGAAGAUCCCACCGAUCUUUUGGAGAAUUAUAUUUUUAGCUUUGACUAUGAUGAAGCAAAUAACGUUAAUAUAAGUGUUGAUUUGGGGGAUGAUAAAAACAAAAAUAAGAAAGCGAGUGAAGACAACGAAACUAUUUCUCUAUUAGAUUCAAGAAAAAUGGUUCAACAGCUAAUGAGACGGUUUAUCAUUAUCACCCAGUCUUUGGAACCUUUGCCUCAGAAGAAAUUCCUUACAAUGAGGCUGAUGUUUAAUGAUAAUGUCGACCAAGAUUACCAACCAGAACUAUUUAAGGACGCUACCUUUGAGAAAAGAGCAACCUUGAGGGUCCCGACAAGCUUAGACAAUGAUGCGUUUAACGUCGGUACUCUGAAUACAAAACAUCAUAAAGUGGCUCUUUCCGUUUUAUCGGCGGCAACAUCUACCAUGGAGGGAGCCGAAAGUACAAAUUUCAUUAGAGUCGAUCCCUUUGAAAUGAUUUUAGAGGAGCAAGAGCAAAAGCAACAGGAGAAAUCAAUUUCUGCAAAACCCCAGAACUUUGUUACAAGUCAAACAACAAAUCUGCUUGGAAAUCUUCUAAACUCUUCUCAAGCAAGUAUACAACCGACUCAAUUUGUUUCAAAUAACACGCUCACUUCUCUUUGUAAUUGCGAAUGUGGAUUGCAGGUUCCUAAAGAAGCCACGGUCUUGAAAACUUGUAAAAGCUGCCGAAAGACAUUACAUGGUAUCUGUUAUGGGAAUUUCCUACAUUCAUCAAUUGAAAAAUGUUUUUCUUGUAUUUUCGGUCCUUCAUUAGAUAUUAAAUGGUCCAAAUUUCAAGACCUUAUGAUGAUUAGAAAGGUUUUUAGGUUUCUGGURAGAAGAAAGAGAGGCUUCCCAGCUUCCAUAACGGAGCUGAUUGAUAGCUUUAUUCACCUCGAGGAUCAAAAUAACGAAAUAAAAGAAAGAGUUGCUUUCGCCCUAUUUGUCUUCUUUUUGGAUGAAACACUCUGCCUGGAUAAUGGGGGUAAACCCAGCCAAACUAUUAGGUAUGUCACGAAUUCUGUUCUUGUUGAUUUAAAAGGAAUUGUCACACCAAAUAACAAAAAAGAACUGAAAACAAAUCAAGAAUAUAUAUUGCAUUUCACUACCAGUUCACCCAAAGCGGGAAGCUUUUAUCAAGAAGUUCUACCAAACUCAAGAAAACAAAUCGAGUCAUGGUUGGAAGAUAUCACUAACUUGAGAAGAAUGUAUGUUGAGACUCUUUCUCCCUCUUCAACUUUGCAAGAGCUUGACCUCAAUUCAAGCCUUCCAACUCAAGACCCGAUAAUAAUUGGUCAAAAGAGAAAGCAUUAUAAUCUUGAGGAGUACUUACAAGAUGAAAAAAGCUCAGUUAUGAAUGAUACGAUGAAAGCAAAGGAUUUUGAUGAAAAUGUACCAACAAAGGUUCGUAAAAUUAGUGUCUCUAAAAAAACUCUGAAAAGUAACUGGUAG